GCUCCCUCCCCUGGCCCCGCCCACAGGCGGGUCCCCUCAGGGCGGGCGGUGUGAACUCGGCCGGGGUUGCGGCAGGUUGUGUGCGCACCGGGCGCUCGGUUGUAUUCGCUCGUCGUCUGAUACAGCCCGCCAAGCGAUGGGUACAGGAGCUCCCCCGGCCAGAGUGGGGGACAGGGGCCGUGAGGGCUCGUCGCCAGGGAGCCCGUGUGGGUGACAGCGCUGCUGGGCGGGCGGUUAGUGGCGCUGUGGUCCCGGCCUUUCGUACUCUGCAGCCCGCAGAGGGCAGCGGAACCGGCCCCGCGGUGAGUGCUGUGCGCUGAAGUGCGACAAAAGCUUCGGAUGGGCAGAAUACGCUUUCCUGUUGUUCUGAAGUGUCCCCUCACUGGAGUACAGCACAAAGCUUGCCCUGUUUGUGCCAGGAGCUGAACUGUUUCUGUGCUCAUGUCAGAGAGGAGGAAAUGAGGCACUGAGAAAUGACCAUCCGUUGGCACCUGCUCUGGAACAGGACCCAUUUCUUCUUGUGUUUGCAGCUCUGUGUUAAGGGAGGACUGGAAGUGCACUGUGCCUGCAGCAGCGCUGGGAAGCAGACUGUUACAUCCUGACUGAAUCUUUGCAUCUCUCUGCAGACCCACACUCGGCUCCGGCCCGGCGGAUCCCAGAGAUGGCGAAGAACACCAGAGGCACCGUGACAGCCUUCUCUCCUUUUGAUGCCAGAGCUGAUGCAGAAGCCCUUCGCAAGGCAAUGAAGGGAAUGGGGACUGACGAAGAAACUGUAAUGAAGAUCCUUACCAGCAGAAACAAUGCUCAGCGUCAAGAAAUUGCAUCUGCCUUUAAAACCUUAUUUGGCAGGGAUCUUGUAGAUGACCUGAAAUCAGAACUUACUGGCAAAUUUGAAACGUUGAUGGUAUCUUUGAUGAGACCAGCAUAUAUUUUUGAUGCUCAUGCACUGAAGCAUGCCAUCAAGGGAGCAGGAACCAAUGAGAAAGUGUUGACUGAAAUUCUUGCCUCCAGAACACCCGCGGAAGUGCGGCAGAUUAAACAGGUUUAUCUGCAAGAAUAUGAGGCCAACUUGGAGGAUAAGAUAACAGGAGAAACGUCAGGCCAUUUUCAGAGACUGCUGGUGGUCCUGCUGCAGGCAAAUAGAGAUCCUGAUGGCAGAGUUGACGAGGGUCUUGUUGAGCAGGAUGCUCAGGUUUUGUUUAGAGCUGGGGAGCUGAAAUGGGGAACAGAUGAAGAAAAAUUCAUCACCAUCUUGGGAACCCGAAGCGUUUCCCAUUUAAGGAGGGUGUUUGACAAAUACAUGACUAUUUCCGGCUUUCAAAUUGAAGAGACCAUUGACCGUGAAACGUCUGGUGAUUUGGAGAAGCUGCUUUUGGCAGUUGUGAAAUGCAUCCGAAGCGUGCCUGCCUAUUUUGCCGAGACUCUGUAUUAUUCCAUGAAGGGGGCUGGCACUGAUGAUGAUACUCUGAUCAGAGUCAUGGUUUCAAGAAGUGAAAUUGAUCUGCUGGAUAUUAGACAAGAACUCAGAAAGAAUUUUGCAAAAUCAUUGCACCAAAUGAUUCAGAAAGAUACAUCUGGGGACUACAGGAAAGCACUGCUGCUCCUCUGUGGUGGAGAUGAUGCGUAAUGGCGACGGUGACAUGAAGGAUUUGUUGUACUCCAGCUUUGCAGCCAUUUAGUUAGCAUGUCUAGCUAAGUUUUUGUAUCUUAACGCUUUGUGGCUGUUUGAAUUUAUACUAGUAUUGCAUUUAUUAAAAAUGAGCAUAUUGUUAUCCAAGCGAUAGCUGGUCCCUGCCUGUUCUUCCUGACAUUCCAACCUCCAGGAAUUUCAAGUGCCUUCUGUAAGUAUGCAAGAGUCCCCUGCAUAGAAGGGUGCUGAGCACAGAACCCGCUUCUUUGCAAGUGUUUUGCUGAAAUAGGAAAAAAUAAUCAUGUAUUACACUAAUUUGAAGAUUUUUUUUUUGCUGUUAUUCCUUACAUUUCCACUGAAUGUUAAGCUAGUUCUAACAUUGCAAAUGAAGAAAAUAUAUCUUUGUAGGUAAUAUUUGAAUUAAUUUGCUGAACAUAAUACAAGCUAUCAUUGGAAAUCUAAAGGACCAAUAAAUUUUUUCCCUCUGA
Molecule: messenger RNA, 2118 nt
Organism: Columba livia (rock pigeon)
Lineage: Eukaryota; Metazoa; Chordata; Aves; Columbiformes; Columbidae
Gene: ANXA5
Product: annexin A5
Exons: 15
Coding region: 662-1627 (321 amino acids)
Biological process (GO): negative regulation of coagulation
Cellular component (GO): cytoplasm; sarcolemma
Molecular function (GO): calcium ion binding; calcium-dependent phospholipid binding
Source: RefSeq, a predicted model, not a curated record